CCCCCCAUUCCCUCCUUUACGGAGAACUCCGGACUAAAUAUCACCCCCACCACAACACCCUCGAUCGUCCUCACCUUUCGAUCUCCCCCAACGUCAUUCGUCGAUGGUCGAUCCUCCUCGUCUCAUCCAAAUGAUGCCGCUCGAUCGUCCUUGUUUGUGACUCCCUCGUAUCUCUUUUCUUCGUCCCCCCUCCCUCUUCCACGCCCUCCGAUUCCGACCUCCCGUCGACACAUCCCACAUCUCGCCGAUCGCCUGCAUCGUGGCCCCUUACCCACCUCAUACGCGCCCGAUCCGACCCGGUCACAAUUCGAUUGAUCCAUCAGCCGUCUGACUCGCGACCUGAUCUCCGACAGUCCCGUGGUGUGGGAGACCACGGUCAACUCCUACUCCCUCGAUCGCCCCUCUAGUAUCCCUCCUCCAUUCUCGCCGUCCGCCUUGUCUUCCUUACCUUCACACGUCAACCUCCUUUGCGUGUGGCCACCUGCGUCCCAUCUGGAAACCUCCCCCCAUCGGGAAACACGGACCCGCCUCCCUCUCCUCCCUCUCCUCCCCUUCGUUGGGUGACACGUCGCUUUCUCCCCGUGUCUGGUCAAAUCGGACCGUGGUCGCCGUUGUGCUCCUCCCUCUUCUUCCUUCCCGCCAUCGUUGUGUGGAUCGAACGACCCUGGACCCCUGUGUCAUGUCCGUCAAUUCGUUCCCCGCGCAGUCCUCCUCGCCGCUCGGUCGGAAUCGCAGCUCCCUCCUGUCCAAGUUCCGCUCCCAACUCGGUCAACGCAAUCGCAGUCUCGCCGAUUUCUAUAUUGAACCCGACGAUCCCUGGCGCUCGUACUUCCCGGGCGAUGUCGUCACGGGUACCGUCGUCCUCACCGUCGUCCGCCCCGUGCGCAUCACCCAUCUCGUCAUCAGUCUCCAUGGCGUCGUCAAGGUCUUCAAGAAUACCGUCCCCUCCGGGGAAGCCACCCCGGAGGUGUCGUCCCUGGGUCCUGGCCGCGGGCGGCGCGGGGCCGAGUAUCUGGGCAACGGCUUGGCCACCCUCUUCGAGGACGAGGUCAUCCUCUGCGGUGAGGGUCGUCUCAAGGAGGGCAUCUACAAGUUUCGCUUCGAGAUGUCCUUCCCGCCGUACGCCCUGCCCAGUAGCAUCAGCUUCGAGCGCGGCACCAUCGCCUAUUUCCUUACAUCCACCCUGACCAAACCGACCACCAUGAAUCCCACCCUCACCUGCCGCCGUCGCAUCAACCUUCUCGAAAACAUCGACAUCGCCCCCUUCCCCGCCCCCAAGGCGCGCAUCGUCACCCUCGAGCCCGUUUCCAAGCGCUCCAAGUCCAAGGCGAAACCUCGAUCCAGCGCGACCGAUCCUCUCACCGACUCUCCAACAUCGCUGGACCCCGGCCACGGCGCAUCCGCGUCCGACCCGCCCCCGUUGAGCCCUGCCCCCAGCAACGUCAGCUCGUCGAGUCACCGGAGCAACAGCACCCAGAGCUUCCAGAUCACCGGCAGCGACCCCAGCUCGUCCACGGGGACCGGCGUGCGCACCAGCGAGGCCCGCAGCCUCACCCCGUCCCUGGGGGACCGGACCAUCACCGCCAAGACCGAGGUCCUCCGCGCCGGCGUCCUCCCCGGCGACACCCUCCCCAUCCAGGUCACCAUCGCCCACUGCAAGCAGGUGCGCAGCGCCCACGGCAUCAUCGUCACCCUUUACCGCCAGGGUCGCAUCGACCUCCACCCGGCCAUCCCGGUCGGCCGGUCGGCCGAGGGCAAGAAACCCGUCUACGAGGACUACUACCCGCGCUCCCGCACAGGCCUGGGCGGGCUCACUCUCGGUACCAGCCGCAGCAGCAGCGUCUUCCGGAAGGACCUCGCCCAGGGGUUUGCGCCCCUGGUCGUGGACCCGUCCACCCUGACCGCCGUCGUCAAGACCUCGAUCCGCAUUCCCGAGGACACCUUCCCGACCAUCACGCGCACCCCGGGCAGCAUGAUCAACUUCCGCUACUACGUCGAGGUCGUCGUCGACCUGCGCGGCAAAGUCAUGGCACCCGAUCGCUUCCUGCCGCGCUUCAACCUCAUGUCGUCCGGCGGCAACUUCUCACCGAGCGGCAAGGUCCUCAACUCGCCCGACGCCGGCGGCGGCACCGCCAUCACCGCCAACUGGUCGGGCAACAUCCUCGACACGGACCAGAUUCGCCGCGAGAAGGGCGUCGUUGCCGUCGCCUUCGAGGUUGUCAUCGGCACGCGCGACUCGCACCGCACGGUGUCGGCCCAGCGCACCCCGUCCACCGCCGCCGGAUCCGACGCGCGUUCCGACGAUCACGGGUCGCCGGAGGAGCCGACGAGCCCGCUGCGUGCGGGGGAGAUCGCCGACCCGACCGCGUCGCCCGCCGACUACGGGUUCCCGCACCCAGAUGCCUACUGGACCGAGUACCCCGAGGGGCCGCCACCCCCGCCGCGACCGUUCCAGUCGCUGGGCGAGAUGGUGGCCACGCCGCCGACGGAGGACCCGGUCGACGAGAAGACGCGACUCCGGCGCGCGGAGCAGACCCUGCUCCCGAGUCAGCCGCCCGCGGCGGGGGCGGCGGAGGCGGAAGAUGCGGGCGUAGGGCCCUCGUCCGCGCCGGACGCGGCUACGCCCACGGCGCCGGUGCUCGAGGACGACGACCGCUCCAUCCACGGCUACCAGCAUCUACCGUCUCCCGCGGUGGACGGCGGCGGCGGCCGAUCCGCUCUCCCGUCGGCGGACUCAGACCAGACGGUGGUCACGGGCGGGCCGCGCGUGGACGACAAGCAGGAGAUGGAGCGACGGCGCCUGCUGAUGGAGGCCAGCGCGCCAGGGGACCACGACUCUCCUGUCGCGGACGGGCCCAGUGCCCCCUUAUUCCACGAGGACGAUGACACCCCGCUGGUCGGGCGUACGGCCCCCGCGGAUGAGACUCUGCCUCGCUAUCAACGAUAAUAUUGGCUAGAUCCUACUCCCACGGUUUUUUUUUUUUUUUUGCGAUGGACGGACGGCAGUGGCUGACCGAUGAUGAAAGCCAGGAAACACGUUCCCCGGGGAUGUGGGGUGUCUACAGUGGAAAGUUUGCAUUGUUAUUUGUUGCCCUUCGGUUUCCGGAAGAUACCAUCUUGUUGGCGCUGGUUUACUUUUUUAUGGUUAUUAUUAUUUAUUUAUUGAUUCCCUACGGCCCGGUGAUGACCAUCCCACUAGGGGAUGAGGGCGUUUUGGGUGGUGUUUGGGAACGGAUCUGGGAUGGCUGGCCGAUCCGCCAGUUCUUUGUUUGUGUCUGCAUGGUUUGACAGCCUGUUGGGGAGUGACUCUCCCCUGGUGUACAUAGUGAAUGGGUGGGAUGUGAAUGCAUACCGGUCAAU
Messenger RNA from Aspergillus candidus, 3360 nucleotides. It is a transcript of the gene rim8, whose product is annotated as pH response protein PalF. The record is from RefSeq and is a predicted model, not a curated record. NCBI's taxonomy places the organism in Eukaryota, Fungi, Ascomycota, Eurotiomycetes, Eurotiales, Aspergillaceae. Gene Ontology annotation, molecular function: protein-macromolecule adaptor activity; ubiquitin protein ligase binding. Gene Ontology annotation, cellular component: cytosol; plasma membrane; cytoplasm. Gene Ontology annotation, biological process: ubiquitin-dependent endocytosis. Bases 680 to 2947 code for a protein of 755 amino acids. The transcript has 2 exons.